Aspergillus alliaceus is the source of this 722-nucleotide messenger RNA. RefSeq lists its product as uncharacterized. NCBI's taxonomy places the organism in Eukaryota, Fungi, Ascomycota, Eurotiomycetes, Eurotiales, Aspergillaceae. The record is from RefSeq and is a predicted model, not a curated record. The transcript has a single exon. Bases 146 to 673 code for a protein of 175 amino acids.
UUCCACCUUUCCUUCAUCUCAUUUACUAUUGCAAAGUGUGCGGGGUGUUUAUGUAUUUCUUCGUUAAUGAGUCUGUCUACCUACUUUUUGACAGCAGUGAUAUGAUAACGGUGAUCACAUCUGUAUCAUAUUCUUCUAUUCGAUUAUGUUCUGUUUUCCUUCGUACUUUACUUUCUCCAGUUCUUACCCCUUUCCUAGUUUGGUUCAUUUGUACAUAUUGAUACUACGUCCUGUGGUUUCUAAGCCCAAUGGUCGGCGUUUACAGGUUUCCAUCCAGCAGAAUAUCAUGACACCGGCGUUUGUGGAUAGCUUUCGGACAGCCUAUCACCCAGUUAUCAUCUCAUUGUCCGGGUUGUUUCUCUCCCUUCUGACUUGUCCCUCUCCUUUCAGCAGCGCAUAUCAUGCAACUUUGGAUGAUCUAAGCUAUUGUCGCGGUAUCAUAUUCCGGACAUUUGGGACAGCCUACGUUGAUGCUUGGUUUUUUUUUUCCCGUUCUCUUGUUUUCUUGAGCUACUGUAUGGUUGUUUGGUGUUCUGUGUUCGGCGUUGGCUUUAUGGGCCGUUUCUUGUCGCGGGCUAUUCUUCUCUAUCUGGUUAUCAUCGGCACAACGAAGGAUUCACUUUAUCUAUGGGUGGUGUUCAAACCGCUUUAUGGAUGUGCUUUUCCGUCCUAACCAAAGGGUGUCCAUUUCGCUACGCCUCAGAUGAGAAACAACCUAAAUA